UUAGGCAAACCCCAUGGCAGUUGUCAUCACAACAGAAAAAGAAGUCGUUUUCGUGCAUGCUGAACCGCAUUCCGGGUUCCAUCGAGCCUGAACCAUAUUUUGGAUGAAUGACGCCAUGGACCGAGACGUUGCUACGAUGGCAAGCAGCAUAGAACUCUCUGUCAAGGACUACAUCAGUACCCUCACCGGUAUUCUCAACCUCCUGGAAGUGUUACUUGGCCUUCUACUCUUGCUCGUCGUGCACUACACUCUACGGGAACUGACUACGAGAGUACGUGUCUUGUUUACGAUCAACUACGCCUAUACCUUCAACGGACUACAUUUCAUCAUCGCAGGUUGCCUCUCCCUAGAGUCCUUUUCUCACCUACAGGAGCUCUUUUACUACGUCCUUUUCUUGACCUGUGCUGGUAUGGCGUACACUAUAGGCUCUGUAUGCGUGAUAAAAGAGAGCAAGUCUACUCCCGUGUUUGCGAUUCUUAGCGUUACAAUAGGAGGCAUAUACUACAUCCACGCAGUCUACGCUGUCAUCCGUUUGUUGUGAAGGUUGUGAAAUGAAGCCGAUAAUACGUACGAAGUGACGUGGAUACGUAGAAGCCUAGGAGAACUGUUGUCAUCCCUUCUGCAUCAGGCGCUUUCCUCUGUUAUGCAUAUUGGCGAUAUGCAAUAUUGUAGCUUUCUGAACAUCGUUCCACAAAACCGGAAGGACGAGAAAAUGUGUAUUUGAUAGUUUGCGUUUCAGAUUAUAUGUAUGCUGGGUUUUUCGUAUAGGCUUACGUAUUCUGUGUAUCAUUUUUAUCGAUGCCAGAUGUGUCGAAUCGACCAAUCAAUCUCAAGUCGACCCUGAUUUCGCUGCAAGAUUACUAUAGCCAUCACAAAAUAGAAACGACCUUAUAUCCACGUAUUAUGAAUAAAGCAUUGUAAGAUAAGCAAGCGGGUGAACACGUGAACAAGACAUCAUUUACGGGAGUUUGAAGAAGCAGUAAUGUUACCUGUCUUUCGCUAUAAGCGCAACUUCACCAUAUAAUAUGUUCCUAAGCAACCUGUGACACAUGUCAAGUGAUGUGUGAUCCAACUCUCUUCAAAUGAGGAGCAGUAAAAUGUGUAUUGCCUGAAAUGGA
Messenger RNA from Ornithodoros turicata, 1118 nucleotides. RefSeq lists its product as uncharacterized. The coding region runs from base 104 to 541 and encodes 145 amino acids. The transcript is spliced from 5 exons. The record is from RefSeq and is a predicted model, not a curated record. NCBI's taxonomy places the organism in Eukaryota, Metazoa, Arthropoda, Arachnida, Ixodida, Argasidae.